AUUAUUUCGCCCUUGAUCGGCGGAAGUCCGGCAGAACUCAGAGGCGGUGAAUGAAAUCUUUUGCUUUCCGAGUUUUUUCAACAUCACGAUCUCGAUCUUCACUCCACCCACUUUCCACCCGCUUAUCCCCUGUGUUUACACGGCAGUGAUCCUUUGCGUGAGCCAUUUCUCAAAAGAUUUGGUUUCUGAACUCCGUUUCAUCUCCCUUCACCUCCAUCUACCAAAACCGUCGCAAUGGCUGAGGAAACCGGUGUCGCCUGGCCCAUCGCCGAUGAGGCCCUGAGCCAGCAGCUCCUGGAUCUCGUCCAGCAGGCUACCAACUACCGUCAGGUCAAGAAGGGUGCUAACGAGACCACCAAGACCCUGAACCGUGGUACCUCCGAGCUCGUCGUCCUCGCUGCCGACACCACCCCUCUGCCCAUCAUUCUCCACCUGCCCCUUCUGUGCGAGGACAAGAACGUCCCCUACGUCUACGUUCCCUCCAAGAUGGCUCUUGGCCGUGCUUGCGGUGUCAGCCGUCCCGUGAUCGCUGUCUCCAUCACCACCAACGAUGCCAGUGAGCUCGCCAACCAGAUCCGCGCCAUCAAGAUCCAGGUCGAGCGCCUGAUGAUCUAAGCAGUCGGUCGAGGCUGGAGAUUCGUGGAAGAAUAUCUCAGGAUGGGGUGGGUUUCGAGGUUUGCAUUUUGCUAUGAUGGUGGAUGCAAGAUAUGUUUCGGAAAGAAAACGUUGGCUUUCGUUGCUAGCCCCGCCCCUUGCGAGUGAAGUCUUUAGCUAGAUUUUUCUUCGGCUGGAGGUAUAAAUUCAGAAUCCUUUUUGAGAAU
This is a messenger RNA of Penicillium brasilianum, 821 nucleotides long. NCBI's taxonomy places the organism in Eukaryota, Fungi, Ascomycota, Eurotiomycetes, Eurotiales, Aspergillaceae. The record is from the annotation of a GenBank genome assembly.